Lepidothrix coronata (blue-crowned manakin) is the source of this 4167-nucleotide messenger RNA. RefSeq names its product trafficking protein particle complex 9 (gene TRAPPC9). Gene Ontology annotation, cellular component: trans-Golgi network. The transcript is spliced from 23 exons. Bases 150 to 3608 code for a protein of 1152 amino acids. The record is from RefSeq and is a predicted model, not a curated record. NCBI's taxonomy places the organism in Eukaryota, Metazoa, Chordata, Aves, Passeriformes, Pipridae.
GCGGCCAUUGCCGUCAGUUCCGGCGGCAGCGGGAGUGGGGCGGCUCCUGCCCCGGCUGUGAGUGCCUCUUUUCGGCUGUGAGAGCCUCUGUCCCGGCUGUGAGAGCCCCUGUCCCGGCUGUGAGAUCCCCUUCCCAGCUUUGUUGCAAAAUGAGUGUUCCUGACUACAUGCAGUGUGCUGAGGAUCAUCAGACCCUCCUGGUCGUGGUUCAGCCCAUUGGCAUUGUCCCCGAGGAGAGCUUUUUCAGGAUCUACAAGCGGAUUUCAGCUGUGAGCCAAGUCAACGUGCGCGACUCGCAGCGCGUGCUGUACAUCCGCUACAGGCACCACUAUCCCCCGGAGAACAACGAGUGGGGGGAUUUCCAGACACACCGCAAAGUCGUGGGGCUGAUCACUAUUACAGACUGCUCCUCUGCAAAGGAAUGGCCUCAGACUUUCGAAAAAUUCCAUCUUCAUAAGGAAAUGUAUGGUUCUACCCUCUAUGAUUCCCGGCUCUUUGUCUUUGGGCUUCAAGGAGAGAUCACGGAGCAGCCCCGCACGGAUGUGGCGUUUUAUCCCAGUUAUGAUGAAUGUGAGACUGUGGAGAAGAGAAUUGAAGAUUUUAUCGAGUCCCUCUUCAUAGUGUUGGAGUCGAAGCGGCUUGACAGGGCCACUGAUAAGUCUGGAGACAAGAUCCCACUCCUCUGUGUUCCUUUUGAGAAGAAGGAUUUUGUAGGUCUGGACACCGAUAGUAGGCACUAUAAGAAGCGCUGCCAAGGCCGGAUGCGGAAACACGUGGGUGACCUGUGUUUGCAGGCUGGAAUGUUACAGGAUUCCCUGGUCCAUUAUCACAUGGCAGUGGAACUGCUGCGCUCCGUGAAUGACUUCCUGUGGCUUGGAGCUGCUCUCGAGGGUUUGUGCUCAGCAUCCGUCAUCUAUCACUACCCAGGCGGCACCGGCGGCAAAGUCGGAUCUCGCAGGGCACAAGGAGGUUCCCUCUCUGCUGAGGCAGGAAACAGGCACAGGCCAGGGGCACAAGAAGUUCUCAUUGAUCCAGGUGCUCUGACUUCCAACGGUAUAAAUGCAGAUACCAGUGCAGAGAUAGGACGUGCCAAGAACUGCCUGAGUCCUGAGGACAUCAUAGAUAAAUACAAAGAAGCCAUUUCUUACUAUGGCAAGUACAAGAAUGCUGGUGUGAUUGAACUGGAAGCUUGUGUGAAGGCAGUGAGAGUCCUUGCAAUACAGAAGAGGAGCAUGGAAGCCUCUGAAUUUCUGCAAAAUGCAGUUUAUAUCAACCUUCGUCAGCUCUCAGAGGAGGAGAAGAUCCAGCGUUACAGCAUCCUCUCGGAGCUGUACGAGCGCAUCGGUUUUCACCGGAAAUCGGCCUUUUUCAAGCGCAUCGCGGCCAUGCAGUGUGCAGCCCCCAGCAUCCCCGAGCCCGGCUGGAGGGCCUGCUACAAACUCCUGCUGGAGACUCUCCCUGGGUACAGCUUGUCACUGGAUCCUCAGGAUUUCAGCAAAGGCACUCACAGAGGGUGGGCUGCAGUGCAGAUGCGUUUGCUCCAUGAGCUGGUCUACGCUUCCAGAAGGAUGGGCAAUCCUGCCCUGUGUGUCAGGCAUCUGUCCUUCCUCCUCCAGACCAUGCUGGAUUUCCUUUCUGACCAAGAAAAGAAAGAUGUAACACAGAGCUUGGAAAGCUAUACAGCAAAAUGCCCUGGAACAAUGGAAGUCAUCACUCUUCCAGAUGGUCUGAAGUUACCUCCUGUUCCCUUCACCAAAUUGCCCAUUGUGAGAUCUGUGAAGCUCCUGAACCUCCCAACCAGUCUCCGACCUCACAAAAUGAAGAGUUUACUUGGUCAGAAUGUGUCAACCAAAAGCCCCUUCAUAUAUUCUCCAAUUAUUGCACACAGUCGUGGGGAAGAACGAAAUAAGAAAAUAGACUUCCAGUGGGUCCAGGGAGAUGUUUGUGAAGUUCAGUUGAUGGUUUACAACCCAAUGCCUUUUGAGCUCCGAGUAGAAAACAUGGGUCUCUUGACAACUGGAGUGGAAUUCGAAUCUCUUCCUGCAGCUCUUUCCCUGCCAGCAGAAUCUGGUCUCUAUCCUGUGACUCUUGUUGGUGUUCCCCAAACCACUGGGCAGAUCACUGUCAAUGGUUACCAUACUUCAGUUUUUGGAGUUUUCAGUGAUUGCCUUCUGGACAAUCUGCCGGGAGUGAAGACCAAUGGCUGCACUGUUGAAGUCAUUCCAGCUUUGCCAAGGCUGCAGAUCAGCACCUCCCUUCCAAGGUCUGCUCAUACUCUUCAGCCUUCUUCAGGGGAUGAAAUCUCCACUAAUGUGUCUGUCCAGCUUUACAAUGGAGAGACCCAGCAGCUCAUCAUUAAAUUAGAAAAUAUUGGAACAGAACCACUGGAGAAAUUGGAGGUCACAGCGAAAACAGUCAACACCAAGGAGAAGCUGUAUGGGGAGUUCCUGAGUUGGAAUCUAGAAGAUACCCUCUCCCAGUUCCCUCUGAAACCUGGAAAGAUUGCAACAUUCACUGUAAACAUUAAAGUGAAGCUGGACUUUUCAUGCCAAGAAAACCUUCUGCAAGAUCUCAGUGAUGACGGAAUCAGUGUUACUGGACUUCCUCUCUCCAGCCCUUUCCGACAGGUUGUCAAACCAAGAGUGGAGACUAAAGCUCUGAAUCCACAGGAAAGCAGCAAAGUUGGUGACUUCAGUCACGUGAAGACACUGGAAGCCAUUUUGAACUUUAAGUACUCUGGUGGACCAGGACACGUGGAAGGGUAUUACAGGAACCUCUCGCUGGGCCUUCACGUGGAAGUAGAGCCGUCGGUGUUCUUCACUCGUGUCAGCACCCUGCCAGCAACAAGCACCAGGCAGUGCCAUCUACUCCUUGAUGUCUUCAAUUCCACAGAGCAUGAGUUGACCAUCAGUGCUAAGAAUAAUGAAGAUUUAAUCCUGCACGCUGGGGAGUGUCAGCGUAUGGCUAUCCAAGUUGACAAGUUCAGUUUUGAGAGCUUCCCAGAAUCCCCUACUGAUGGGACACAGUUGGCGAAUGCGAAGCAGCUGGAAGAAGAAAGGCAACAAGCAAAAGGUCUGGAGAUUAACAGCAAGCUGGAUAUUUGCUGGAAAAUUCCUUCCUUGAAGCGUGAAGGGGAAGCAAGUGUGGAAGGAGUUCUUAAUCAGUUGGUCCUGGAGCAUCUACAGUUGGCUCCUCUCCAGUGGGAUAUCCUUGUUGAUGGCCAGCUCUGUGACUGUGAUGUCGUGGUGAACUGCCAGGUGGGCGACCCCGUCCCGCUGCAGGUGAAGUUGACCAACUGGAGCAAACACAGCGUGGGGCCCUUCGCCCUCACCGUGAUGCCCUACCAGGAUUACCAGAAUGGGGUGCACAACUAUGACCUGCAAGAUGCCAUCACCUUCGUGGGGUCCAACACCUUCUACAUCGACUCAGUAAAGCCGACCAAAGACUCUGUGUACUUUGGAGCACUUCUCUUUCUCUACACAGGUGAUUUCUACCUGAAUAUCAAAUUCCAUGAAGACAACUGCAGCAGGGAGCUGCCUCUCUCCUGGCUCUGUCUUCCCAGUGUCCACAUCCGUGCUACGGAGCCUGUGGUCCCAACGAAGCUGUAAAUGUACUGUGUGCUACUUGAUUAACCACAGCGCACAGCAAUGCUUGGCACAGCUUCUGCUUGACCCCAGCUUGUUUCUGUCCAACCUCAGGCCACAGACUCCACUUUGGAGGAACAGCUGAACACUUUCUGAAUUGGCUGAUAGUCAUUUGGGCAGCUGCCUUUGCUAAUUUCAGAGAGAGGGAGAGAGAGAUUAUAACUGUGCUGGAGUUUUCCUCUGUUUCCAAAAAGCCUUUGAAAUUGCUAAUAUAUGCAUUAUACUUUAAUAUACUCCAUUGAUGUCAGUGGUUUGAAAGGGUCUUGAGGACUGAAUUUAACCAUGUGUUUGAAGGUCUCAAUUCCAACUUGAAUAAUAAUAAUAAUAAUAAUAAUAAUAAUAAUAAUUUAGAAUUUUUCGGUAAGAUUUGUGUAUCUGUAUGAAAUUCCUCCUGGCUUGUUCUGGACCCAUGGCAUGUACCCUUGAAGCGUGGAUGUCUCUUAGAUUUUGUUCACUUGCUUGUUCUUGUUCACUUGCUUGCUGAGUAUUUGGUGUCUUUGGUAAUAAAUAGCAGUUGUGGUGC